CGCCAGUGAGCCAGUCGGAGUUCGAUUACCGCUCUUUCAGUUCAGUUCCAUUGAGAUGGACUGUUGUGAACUGGCAAGGUUUAUACGCAUUGAAACGUAUAUAUGGCUGAGAACAGCGAAAUUAGGCUAGAAUGCCGGCUUUCUGCACCCGAUGUCGAAGAAGACACCGAGACAGAUGUGCUAGACGAUCCAUCGCCUUACGAGAGCGACACUGAAGAAGUAGAUAUUGACAGUUUUGUCAAGAGUAUACCACACGAUGUCAAUGACUGGGAGAUAUAUCAUGCAGAUAGUUUGACCUUAGAGAAAAUAGGAGAUGGCUUCUUUGGUGAUAUAUACAAGGUAGCAAUGAUUAAAAGCUAUAUAUUAUAGCGUUCUAAUUUAAUAUUUCAACACAAUGUCAGAACAUCAAGCAGUCUUUGUCUGUGCUUCGAUGCUUCGACGCUUCUAGUACUAUUAUAGUUAAAACCCGAAACAUGAAUUCUGGAACUUAUUACAACGAUUGAAAAGGGUUUGUUUGCGAUUGUAACGAUUGAAAAAUGUUUAUUUAAACUACGUGCAAUAAAUCAUGUAAGUAUGAAUAGAAGCGUAAGAUGUUUGUAGUACUGUAUAUAAAAAUACAAGUUGUGGCAAAUUUUAGUAAAUUUAAUAGUGCCCUGCACUGCAGCAAUAAUCUUGGUAAAUUCAGUGAAUGUAGCUCGGAAUGUAGCUAUAGACGUUGUCAUUGUCACGUAAUAAUACUGACUUUCACACACAAAUAAAACAACAUUUUCAAAGGAGCUUGUCUUGUUUAUUAUGUAGUGAUAAAGUGUUACAGACAGCUGAACAUUAUAUAGACAACUUCGAUGCAUGAAAUACAGCCUACUAUAUUGUAUAUAAGUUUGCACUUAUUUGUUUACCUCUUUGUCUAUAAAGUUACUGACUUCGAUCCAUGCAUUCUUAUUGUAGGCUACGGAUUCAAAAACCGGCAAAAUAUUUGUCAUCAAGACUAUGAAGAAAGCAACCAAGAUGAAACUAAUGUGUGCGGAAAUACGACUUAUGGCUCGGUUGAAGCAUCCCAAUAUAUUAAGGCAUGUCUGAGAGUUUUCGUUUUCUCUCUUGAAUUUGUUUUGUAGCUUUGUGGCUUGCAUUGUAUAAAUUGCUACAUCGCUCCAGGAGACGAAGUUUUAAUAAUUUCCAAAACAAUAAUAGUUCUUGCAAAUGCAGCAAUUAUUAAAUCGUCCUUUGUGUGUUUAUAAUAGAUUUCUUGGUGUAUGUCUCGACACUUCUGGAAUUCACUUGCUUACCGAGGUGAGAGUUGCAUAAUAUUAUAAUUUGUAAUGGAAGUAUUUUUGUAAAUAAAUAAAUGCGAACUAACUCGUUUGAUUUUGCUGAUUGUGUGCUUUAAUUAAGUAAACAUGGAAGAUUUUUAAUUUUAAUAAAGGGUAUUUAUGGUGUUUUGUAGUAUAUGGAAAUUGGCAAUUUAGAGGAAGUUGUUGAAGACAGUAGAGAGCCAUUGCCGUGGUCCCUGCGUAUGAAGCUUGCCCAUGAUAUUUCCAAAGGCAUGGCCUAUCUGCAUAGUGUUGGGGUAAUCCAUCGCGAUUUAGCAUCUAAGGUUUGUUUACAGAUUUCGCGAUACUAAGUGAAUAUAUUUACAUUCCGUUGUAUCCGCCUCUUAAAAGAUAAACAUGCUGACAAACUUGAGUGUUUGUAAUGAUAAUUUCAACUAAAUUCCGUUUGUUCUUUCUUAUCUAGAAUGUGCUAAUUUCAAACGAGAGCAAUGGUUACACUGCAGUCGUUGCAGACUUUGGUCUAGCUGCCAAAAUUCCAUCAAGGUAUGUUAAUUUUACACAUUGUACGUUUGUAACAAACAUUAUCCAAUAUCAUUCAAUAUUUAACUUUUAGAAUAUCCAACAGUGCCUUUGCGACAAAAGAGGGCCCCCUAUACUUUUUGCGUGAAGCGUGAAGGGCUUAUUUUACUUAGCCGUGAAACGUGAUCGAUGAUUUUCUUAAUCUGUGACUCGUGAAAAGGCAAAAUAUUUUUACGUGAAAGCAUAUUGUGAAGAGGUAUAGGGGGCCCUCACAAAACGCUGUAUGCUCUUGCAGUUAAACAGAAAAAAACUAAAAUGAAACAUUUCCCUAAUAUUAACUGUCAAAAUGCUUCAAAAUUUAACCAGUUGAAUAGAAAUUUUAUAACAGUUCCAAUGUAGUAGGUUGGUGUAGUAUAGAAGUAUUAUCAAAGGUUGUUUUAUUAUUAACCAAGUCUUGCACACACUCGAAUUUGUAUAAAGAAUGAGUCUGUAGUGAGAUGAAGUAACUAGGAAUUAGAGGUGUGCAUCGGAUUGGAUUGGACGUUUAUAAUCCGACAAUUGGCUAAUGUUUAAAACCCGAUCCGAUCCGAAAUUGUCUAAUCCGAAUCCGAUCCGAGUUUUGAUAAAGAAUUCCGAUCCAAAGAAUACUUUAAUAAAAUAAAUUUCUAAUUCAAGUGGAAAUAUUUAACCAAAUAAUAAUUAUUAAUAUGUAUAAUUAAUUCAUUUUAUUUUGAAUAUCGAAGUACGAUCCGACUAUAAAACAACUUUAUCAAUCCGAUCCAAUCCGAAAUGAAUAUUUUUGUUCCGAAAUUCAAACCAAUCGGAUCAGAUUCGUAUCGGAUUUGCACACCUCUAAUAGGAAUGAUGUGCUGCACUCUCCUUGGACCUGGGACUGGUUGUUUGAAAGCCAGUUAGCUUAAUCCUGGACCUAGGUUAAGGUGGCUCGAUAUAGUUAUCACAAAAAUCCUGUUCAAGAAUCGCGAACUCAAAACCGGUUGACCAUUUUUACGCGCAGAUGGCGGAAACUGAUUAACAAAAUGAAAGAACUUCCAAAAUGACCUGACGUGAGCAGUUGCUCGCGCCAUCUCACGCCAUUGCGCGUGUUCUAUAGCGUUUUAUGUCAAUUGCUGACGUCAUUAGAAUUUUCCAUUUUAGAAAAACAAUGCGCUAUAUCUCUUUAUUUUGUCUGGUGACCUAUGUUCAAAUUUUGCAUGCUGUAUUGCACCGCUAAAAAUUUUCAUUAUACAAAAAAUAAAAAAAUUCUGUAAUGCCAAAAAAAUGUUACCAAAGAAUAUGACAUUUUCGCAUUUUCCAAAAAAAUGGCAUUACAGAAAUUUUUUAUAUUUUGCUAAUUGUUAGCUUUAAGUCCAAGUAAAAUAAUGCACGAAAAAAAGUUGGGGGUCACCAUGCUUUUUUUCCAACUAUACGAGACGAUAGGCCAUUUUGGAGUCAAUUUCGUACACGUAUGUCGUCAUAGCAACGAACUAUCUGUUACUAAAACGAAUAUAAUUUGAAAGUAGAGUUAUCAAAAUAUAUAAAAAAACCCAAUAUCUGCUGAAUAAAUCCUAAAAAUGCGUAGUUUGAACAUGUCAAAGUGUUAAACACCUGAAUUUUUGAAAACUGUAUUGAGCCACCUUAAAUUUAGUCUCGAACAACUGGUUGCUGAUGGUUGAUCCACAAAAAAUGUAGUAUAUGUCAAAAUCCAUAUAUUGAUUGAUUCAUGUCAGCUAAUCAACAAACACAAGCAUUCUUGCUUGUUUACCAGUAAAUUUGUCUGAAACUAUGAAACAUAAUACUUUGGUAUAAGCUGAUGAGUUAAACUUUAUGUUAAAAACAUCCACAACCCAUAAGGCAUAAUCCAUAAACUAGAGAAAAUAAGUUUUUCGUUUACAACUUUUAACAAAGUGAAAGAAACAGAGUGACAGGGAACAGCGUUCCAAUGUCUUGACAUGUGGGUUAAUAUGGCUUCCCACGUGCGGUCCACCGGUCACAUUUAUAUAAACUAUAAUCUAUAUGUACAUCAAUGUAUAAUACUUGUCUAUACCGUCCUAUAACUUUUCAAACAUUUGUCGGUCAGAUAUGAGCUUUAAAUUAUGGUUUUAUAUCUGUAAGUCGCAUACAAAUCAAAAGGUUAAUGCGUGCAGACAUCAUAAACGGAUUGGAGAAAUAGAGACGUAGCUAUUAUUUUCCUAAUCGCAAUUAAGCUGAGCUGUUCAGUAGUGCUUUGUUUCUUUCCUAUAGCUCUGUAUAAUGAAUAUACCUAGUAAAUUAAAUAUGCCACAAUGUGUUAUGUGAAAUCAUCUGUAAGCUUGUCACAUUUUCCUCUGAUCAAACUGCGACACAUUUGCAUAUAUAACUGACGUAAGUUGCCAUAAAUCGCUCUUUGACUUUGUGUAUAAUUCACGCAAUUUUAUUGGGUUUUUUACGCUAUUAUGUACGCUACUAAUAGUGUAACGCCUACUCCGUUUUUCUCGAAUGAAUUAAGGCGGGCAUUUCGUUCGGUAAAGCCGACUAAAGUGCAUUUUCAAGUUUGAUUAAUUAAGCAACCUGAAAUAAAUGUCUAUCGCUAUAUUCCAGUGAAAUACAGGCCACACAGGUGUUAACCUGUAUCCGCCCACGGUAUCAUGAAUUAUAAAGUUCGACAUUUUAGAAUGAUAAAUGAACUCGAAAAAAUUAUUUGGAAAUGACAAAUGAGAGUCCAUAAUAGGGUUAUUAAAUAAUCCUGCGCGUUUUCCAUAGGCAUAGCCAUAGGCAUAUAUUUUUUAACCUAAAUUCCUCCUUCCAUGCCGUUUCCCGCUACCAAAUUGACACCGCCAUAUAUAUACUGUAUACAUACUUUAUGAGUAAUGUGGUUUUAACAUUGUCAUUUCCAUGGCAUUGCAGUUUGGGGAAUUGUUGCUUGUUGAGUUUCAUACAACUACAUGUUCUAUGACAAUUCCUAUGUUUCUAUAAACUAGCUAUCAAAUCCGUCUUAAUAAAGCAGGCGUUGUGGAGCUGGAUGUAUAGACGUUUAAUGAGUGCACCCUGCACUGCAGUGUCUGCAGGACGACAGCUGUAAUAAAGAUAACCUUGCGGUCACCCAUUUCCUUCCUCUAUACUAGUCAAAACUCUCAAGGCUUUUAAGACUUGUGUACUUAACAAAAUGUUUAAAGCUAAUAAUAUGUUGACUUCAAACAUUUUUAGUUUGUAGGAGACGAACGAUUUGCCAAUUGAAAACGUUCUCACGGUUUCCUGUCUUGAGUUAAUACUUUUAUAAGACGUAAACGUUUGGGAAUUUGUAAACAGUCUGGCAUUUGACAUUAUAUGGGGAGUGCAUUUGUCAUUCCUGUCUAUAACCGAUGACAUGAUUAUAGCUUUGAUUCUUGCGUGAUAGCCGUAUCAUAAACAUGGGAGAGUCAUAGCUAGGUUAUUAAAUAUCAUGCAAUUCUUACAGGCUUGUAAUUAGCAAGUACCGAUCAGAUGACAUGAACAACUUGUUUUUUGAGCGAAUGUUCGAUGAAGAUUGUGAAAUACUUAUUACGUUUACGUAGUUACGUUUUUAUGUUAUGAUUUGUAUAAAAACUUGAAGAUAUUGGACUUUGAAAAUCAAAUUAUUUAUUACGUCACAGUUCUAUAAUGACCUCGUUAUAUAUGUGUCAAAACAUAUCCGUCAACAUGAAAGAUAAGGCCCUUUUCGUGCCGUUCCGCAAGGUUGCUUCUUUCUUUUGAUACAAAAGAAUGAGGUGCAAAUUAUCGUGAUGCGUUUGCGUCACGCAAACAUUUCUAUUUGCAAGUGAUGGGUAUUUGAUAUUCAGUUCUGUUUGCAAAUAUUAACUUCUACCUUAUGGGUAAAUAUCAAGAUUUUGUUGGCAUCUCACUCGAUUGAAUAAUAGUUGAAGGGUAAUAUCAAGUGGAAUUUAUAUACAUUUAUUAGACCUAACCAGGAACAGCUGCGAAAAAUGCAACUUUAGGUCCCUGGUAGGAAUCGAACCUGCGACCGUGAAUUUUGCGGCCGUGUGAUCCCGGUGCAGCACUAUAACCAAUUACUGAGCUACGUACCACAGUACAGAGGCCAGUUGUCAUCGAUUUAGUAGCACACAUAAGUAUAUCUAGAGAGAUUAUCUGACAUACGUUGUCUAUUUUUCAGUGUUUUAGAGUUGUGCACGAUAGCCGUAAAUCAUAAUAUCAUGAUGUACUGAUGUAACACGUGUAGAUUAGAUCACUUCCAAAUGUAAAAAUAUUAUCCCUUUGAUUCUAAUUUAAUAAACCUGAACAUGCUUCUCGUAUCAUGUCAAUCAUACAGUAAAUAACGAAUUGUGGUUUGGAAAAUGCAUUUACUUUCUGUUUAAAAGGAAAAAGAAGCUAAAAGUUGUUGGAUCUCCGUAUUGGAUGGCGCCAGAAGUCUUGAGACAUGAUCAAUAUAAUGAAACCGUAAGUUGCAUGGGUCACGGCGGAAAUAAAUGAUUGCCAAAAGACAGUGGAUGAAACUUGGAAUAAGACACGGAGAAGGGAUAAAACGCGGAAAGGGGAUAACAUGCGAAAAAGACGAUGAAAUGCGGAAAAGACGAUAAAAUGCGGAAAAUACAUAAAACGCGGAAAAAGGAUGAUAGCUAUAUUGUCGUAUACAGCCUUUUUUAAUUUACGUCUAUCUUUCAAGCCUUAUUCAAGGGUUUUGUCAUUUUAACAGGUUAUCUAUAUUUGUUGUAAACACAGUUGUCAUAAACAGCAUCACCACUUCACGAAGAUAGAUAGUUUCGGUUCUUAUUAUUGUUCCACCAAUCACAGAAGUGAAUUAAUUAAACUAAUUCGACAAAUUAAUUAAUUAAUUAAUUAAUUAGUUGUAGAUUAAUUAAUUCAACUUGAAAAUGAUGCGUGAAAUAGCAUGGAAACGUCGUUGUAAAAUAACUUAGGGACUGGUCAUAAAGUAACUGCUAGGGUGGGCUGGAGGCAAAUCACAAAUUUUGCCAAUAAGUUUGGUGACCCAUCUUAGAAUGUACAUAAAAAUUUCAAAGCCCAUCUAAUCUUACCAAAUUUAUUUGAUGACCCACCCACCCAAUCUAAUUUGGGAAAAUAGUACACUUAUAAUAAAAAAACCCUUAAAUAUACACCGACACUGUAUUGACAUACGUAAUUCAACCAAGCUUGACAAACACAUUGAUCACCAAUUACGAUACUGAGCUGCUCUCCUGUUGGUUAUAUUCACUUCUUGUUGUUGUAUAAAACAAAGUACUGGCUUCAAUAGCAUCAUUUCCAUUUGAUAUUUUGGAUAGUUUUGUUUACUUUUUUAUUAAUAUCUUUAUGUAAUAUAACCAACCGUGGACAUACAAAAAAAUUGGCGGCCCAUCGAAACUGCCCAAACAUUUUCCAUGGCCCAUCCCAAAUAACUCCAGCCCACCCUGGCAGUUACUUUAUGACCGGUCCCUUGUACCUCUUGCAUUUGUUUCAAAAUUAAUCCGAUGAUUUCAUACAUUUUACUGUUGCUACAAAUUUUACACCUAAUCCAAUAAAAUUUUCUCGUAUUUUAUUAAAUGGUUAAACAUCGUGUGAUAGAAGCAAAGUGUAUCAAACUGUACGUUUUAACGUUGUUUAGGUCGAUAUCUUUUCCUAUGGUAUAAUAUUGUGUGAGAUAAUUGGCCGCGUUCAUUCAAGUCCCGAGGAAAUUCCAAGAACGAAUGUAUGUAAAGCAGUGCAUAGUACUUUGUUUCCUACUGUAACUGCAUUAUCUUACUGAUUUCAAAAAUAGAUACGUCGAUUGUAACAAUUUAUGUUACUCUUAUUUUCUUGACGUAGCACUUUGGUCUUGACGUGGACAAAUUUCGCGAGUUAGUGCUUGGUUGUCCUCCGGAGUUUCUUCAGUUAGCAGUGUGCUGUUGUCAGGUAUAAUACAGAGCUUUAGAUUUGCCUACGAGUGCACCUACGAAAUUCGUUGUUUGCAAGUACUCGCCAUUUUCUUAUGCCAUUCCGUACUCACGCCAUAAUCUCGUAGAUUUUGUCGACGGCUACGAGAUUUGUAAGACGUCAGUAUAUUGAUGAUAGCGUAUCAACACGGCGUUAUAUCCAAAUAAACGAAUCUUGCAGUCAUACUCGUAGCCAAAUGUAAAGCUCUCUAAAGGCCUAUUUACACGAUACUUAUACACGAUUGUCAUUCUGGCGUAUGAAAAUGACUCCUGACGCCACUAUUCCUGUUCAUCAGUUUAUGGCGAAAUUUGAAAUGUGACAUCUUUACACGCAUUUAUUGGAGUACAUACGCCAGGAUAAGAAUUGUAUACGACUAGUUGUAUCGUGUAGAUGGACCUUAGUACGAAGUUUGCGCAUGAGAACCUAGACCCACAAAAAUCCUAUAAAGAAACGUUUCUUUGCCUGCCGCAUGUCCGAUCAACGUGAAGCUUUGUGUACUCUCUGAUAAUUAUUGUAUGAUAUUUAAUUGUAUUGCAACAUGGCCUUUACAAUGAUAUCUAUUUUUUCUUAUCUUCUCUCUUAGCUCGAUCCGCAGUCACGGCCUCCGUUUGAACUCACAGCAAGAUUCUUGGAAUAUAUACGUCAGUUGGAGAUUGUCGUUGGUUCACCUACUAUGUUGAUACAAGACACUCGUCAUGGUAGUCAACGUAUGUCUGCUAACAUUGAAGACUGGAUCAUUGAUUCAAAGAAAACCCUAGAAACACCUGUGAAAAAUAUUCAUUCUUGGGAUGAAGACUGUGUCUGUGAAAAUGGUGCAGCACCGAUCACGAACGGAUCAAAGAAAACCCUAGAAACACAUGUGAAAAUCAUUCAUUCUUGGGAUGAAGACUGUGUCUGUGAAAAUGGUGCAGCACCAAUCACGAACGGAUCAACAGACGGUGCAAAGCCUGUAGAGGAGGAUAAAUUACAUUCAGAUGUCACGCCAUGUCGUAGAGGACAUUCUAAUAAACGCCACUCAUUCUUCGCUGGGCUGAGAUAUAAAUACUUUAAACCACAUGUAGACACUGAAGAUCUUGUGAAGAAUACGCCAAGUAAAUUGGCAGGAUUCUUUACUAGGGUCUUACACGUACAGAAGAAACAUAAAUUUGAUGGGCGGAAAAAAUCUCGAUCAAAAACCACGUACGAUGUGGUCGAUGACAGACCGAGGUUGCGCUCUUUUCGGAUGUUUUUAACACAUAAAGAAAGAAGCGCGAGCGACGCGUGUUUUCAUGGAAACAAAGAAAUCUCGUCGAGGGAUUAUUUAAGACCUGAUAGUGUCGACCCCUCGUGCUCAAACUUCGCUGAACAAGACAAUGCAUCCAACACGCAGUCUCCUAUGACAACACCUCGUAGUGAGGCGAGUGCAAGUACUGCUUGCUCGUGUAGAAGUUCGUACGAGGAAGGCACGCCGACGGCAAGCUCGUGUACCACUCCGUACGCCGAACGAAGACAGACUGCUGUUUCUCCAGUUCCUAUGGGUGAAUAUGAAGACACAGACAACCCAAGCAGUUGUGAAAACGAUGAUCCCUAUCUAGCGACUUGGUCUGAAUCCUCAUUCAGGGAGGGUAUUAAAACUUCACAAAGCACGGAUAUCAAUGGAUUUCAUGUGUCAAAACCAAUACCGCGAUGUUUCUCUGAAUCAGAUGUUGAAGCGCUAAGAGUAACAGCAAAAGAUAAAACAAAGACAUUUACUCCUCGUCAAUCCCCUCAGAAAACAAAACACAAAAGGAAUUGGAAUAUUUUCAGUUUUUUCCACAGAGGGAAGGAGAAACAAAAAACGUAGUACACAUUGUUCGAAUGCUAUAUGCAUGUAUGGUAAGUUUUUAUUUUGCUUGUACUUCACUUAUGUCGGGAAAUUAAUUUACUUUACUCUUUCUUGUUAUACGGUUGGAUCCAAUGUAUUGAUUUGCCCAUAUAAUUUUUACUCGAAAAAAUCACACUUGAAACCCUAUAACCCCUAUACUGGACAACACUCUUUGAUGGACACCCUUCUUCACUGCAUGGACGCAUAUUUUUGGUCCUAAUAUUAGAGGGCACUCGGAGACUGCAUACCUACGCCAGGAAUUAAGUUAUGGAUCAAGCAUAAAUUAUACAAUGGGCUCAUUAUGCUUUUAGUUUACUCUGCCCGACAUAGCAAGACAAACGUUUGCUAAUCUCUCAUCCAAUUUUCUUCCAAAUUUAACCAAAAUUUGAUUAAUUUGUCCCUGGGCAAUGUCCGUUAGUUUCACAAAUUUUCGCAUUAAUACAGACAAACACACACAUACGAAAUACACAGCCCUUGGUCCUAAUCCUAGUUUUAGCAUCGUUUACCUAACAAAAAAUUAUAAGUAACGCGUUUUCCACGUAUUUACUGUUUUUCUUGUUUCUGCCUCUACCCACUCACUCGAAAAACAUAUGACGAAACCCAAAUCAAAUCUGUAUAUCAUGAUGUUCUUUUGAUCUUUUAGAAUCGCCUUCAUCAUCGCCUUCAUCAUCGCCUUCAAAAAUCGUUAGGUGACCUAUGAAGGCAACUGACCGUUAAAAAUGGAAUAAAUUACCAAAAUCUUGCAUCAAAUACAAGGAGUUGCGUUGAGUAUUACUACAAGAGGUAGUGCAAUUUUGAGUUUUAAUUGUUGUAUUUUCUGGGGAGAAAGGUAGUGACAUACUGUAAACUAUUUUUUGUACAAUGUCCAGCAGGUGUAUACUGUCAGUCCCAUCGAUUUUCCUCUUAUUAAGAAUAAAGUAUUAAAUCUUUAGUACAAUUUUGAACCCUGUCCUUAGGACCAAUAUAGCACACGGUGCUUACAUUAGAGAAUCUACAUCAUGAAUCUUGACUUUGGAUUGGGGUGAUUAAAUUACUUAACUUUGACCAUUUUGACAACUGCAUCGAACCUUCUUGGCCGAGUGCAAGCGGAAAACAUUUGCAAUAAGCCAAUUUGCAAAUUGAAUUCAGUCAUUCACUACUAGAAAAUUCCACCAAAUCUUAUUUUUGUCAAUACUGUAAUUAUGUAAUUUAUUAAGCUUGCGAUAAAUGGUUUGACAAGAAGUGUUAGCCAUUGUAUUUUCACCAUCCAAUGUCACUCCCACUGUUAAGGUUGUUGCAACGAGCAACACAAUUUGCUGCAACUUCCAACAAAAGCUGAUUUCAACAAAUGUUUUGUAUCCACUACUUUGGCGGGUUUUGGUGCAGGUAGUAAAAUGUGUAAUAUGGAGAGCCGCCACAGGGAUCAAGGCACUAUUUUUUUAUAAAUGUAGUCACCACGACUUGUAUACCAGCCCAAUUAUGGUGACGUUGAUCAUAUAUGAAUGUAAAUUUGCGCGAUAUAAGCAUUAAAUUAUUAUUAUAAUAAAUAAACGCCUUGGCCCCUGUAAAGUAACCUACUUUUGCAAGUUGCAGCGAUUUUAUUGCUCGUAUUCUUCACGUUUACUGUAACGCAACGGAAUAUGUCAUCAUAUUGUGAAUAAGAAUUCAAACAUAAUUUACCUGUAUACAGCUAAUUCAAUUAACAUUGUCCUCUGAACCACAAAACUCUAAGCGCGAAAAGCACAAUGGGUGUGUUUAUAACGAGAUUGGUUAUGCGUGCAUGUCAGCACCAGUUGUUAUGUUAUGUACUAAUUUUAAGUAUAUGUCUUGUAUUUAUGCUAUUUAAAUGCUUAGAACUAUUUGUUCGUAGCAUUUUGCAAAACACAAUUUGCAAGCCCCAUCCAUACUUGAUUAUACACUGUAUGUACAUCAUUGUACUUUUCGUGCAUAGAGGUCGAGGUUUUCCAAUUUCGAGUUUCAACAGGACAACCAUAACUGAAUUAGUUUUAUAUAGGUCCAUUUCAGACAUUGGAUCUCGUAUAAAUUAACGAUCGAGUUCCUGGAUAACUCGUAUAUAAAUUCACUAGAUCGUUUAGAAACAACGUUCGAGAUCUGAAAUGGACCGAGCUCAAAAUUCACUAGCCUGUCUAGUCAUAUACGAUUGUUUUUCUGGCGUAUGAAAAUUACUGCUGCCCCUACAAUUCGUCUUUUUUUGGUUUAUGGCGAAAUUUCCUUACGCGUGUUUAUUCGAUAACAUAGGCCAGAAUAAGAAUUGUAUCGUGUAGACAGGCCUUAAGACCGUUUUCCACUUCAACCGUAUCGUAAUAUAUCAUUGCAUUUUCAGUCAUUAGUUGCACUCUAGUGCUCAGGAAAAACAUGGAAAUACGCUAUGUGUUUUGAUGGAAAACGGUCUUAAGGCAAAUAUUAAAUUAGACUAUCAAUACUGUUAAAUAGAAAUUAUAUUUAUGAAUAGAUUUGCUUCACUGCGAGGCAGUGAAAAUUUAUGCGUACUCAGAGAUGCGUACUAUGUCUAUGAAAUUGUUACGAAAUAAAAAAUAAUGUUAAAGUUGUUUGCCUGAUUAUAAUACAUUUUGUAUCCGUUUGCAUCUUGGAAAUCAUGGGCGAGGACACUGCACGUCAUGCACGCUAUCAAACCAAAUGUUUCUAUAAAAAUUAACUGAAAAGUAACUUCUGGAACUGAAUAGCGAGAUCUAAUUUAUUAAUAAAUUAUUAAUGUUAUUUUCUGCAUUAUUGGUCUAGGCAGCUUGUGACUUCCGAAUUGAUCUGCACAUUUCAACAUAACCGCUCUUUUAUUCUUGUACUUCAGUG
Molecule: messenger RNA, 12315 nt
Organism: Paramuricea clavata
Lineage: Eukaryota; Metazoa; Cnidaria; Anthozoa; Malacalcyonacea; Plexauridae
Source: the annotation of a GenBank genome assembly